Messenger RNA from Mauremys reevesii (Reeves's turtle), 1790 nucleotides. RefSeq names its product globoside alpha-1,3-N-acetylgalactosaminyltransferase 1 (FORS blood group) (gene GBGT1). Gene Ontology annotation, biological process: carbohydrate metabolic process. NCBI's taxonomy places the organism in Eukaryota, Metazoa, Chordata, Testudines, Geoemydidae. The transcript has 8 exons. Gene Ontology annotation, molecular function: globoside alpha-N-acetylgalactosaminyltransferase activity. The record is from RefSeq and is a predicted model, not a curated record. The coding region runs from base 16 to 1176 and encodes 386 amino acids. Gene Ontology annotation, cellular component: membrane; Golgi apparatus; vesicle.
UAAGAGGCACCCUUCAUGGCUCCUGUCACGCUGUCUGGAGUGGCUCACAACUGCGAGUGCCAGUCUCAGCUUUCAGAAACCAGAAGGACUUGUUCUGCGAAAAAAAUCUUUCAUGGAAAGUCAUCAAAAACAGGAGAAAUGACUUGCUGGAAAGUGGUGAAAUCUGUUCUCGUACUCUGCCUGAUCCUCAUUCCCAUAUUUGUCUGGAUGAUAGUCUGGAAUGGGCCCGUCCACUACCUUCCAUACUACCUUCCUUGCCCAGAAAUCUUCUCCAUGAAACUACAAUAUGCAGAAGAGAAGCCCGUCCAGCUUUUCCCUGAGCUAUUUUAUCCUCAGCCCAGAUCACUGGAUCAGAAGCGCCGGGAUGUGCUGACUCUCGCGCCUUGGCUGGCCCCCAUUGUUUGGGAAGGAACUUUCAACUCCGAACUCCUGGACAGUGCCUACAAGCCAUUGAACCUCACCAUAGGGGUGACAGCCUUUGCCAUUGGCAAGUACACCAUGUAUGUGGGCCGCUUCAUAGAGUCGGCGGAGAAACUCUUCAUGAAGGGCUACCGGGUGAACUACUACAUCUUCACCAACAACCCCCAGGCGAUCCCCAAAGUCCAGCUGCAGCCCGGCCGGAGCCUCCGCAUCGUCCCCAUCAAAAAAUACUCUCACUGGCAGGAGAUUUCCAUGCGCAGGAUGGAGGCGAUAAACAGGCACAUCGCAGAGGUGAGCCACCGGGAGGUGAACUAUCUUUUCUGCCUGGACAUCGACAUGGUGUUUCACAACCCAUGGGGGGUGGAGACUCUGGGCGAGAUGGUAGCGGCCAUACACCCUGGGUACUACAAAGUCCCUCGCAGCCAGUUCCCUUAUGAGAGGAGGAGCUCUUCCGCUGCCUUCAUCCCUGACAACCAGGGGGACUUCUACUAUGCAGGGGCCGUCUUCGGUGGGCUGGUCAAGCAGGUGUACGAAUUCACCAGGGCCUGCCACAUGACCAUCCUGGCAGACAAAGCCAAUGGGAUCAUGGCGGCCUGGCAGGAGGAGAGCCACCUCAACAGGCAUUUCUUUUCCCACAAGCCCUCAAAGCUCCUCUCCCCGGAGUACGUGUGGGAUGACACCAAGCCCAAGCCGCCUGAGGUGCGCCUGAUACGCUUCUCCACAGUGAAUAAGGACUACAGGGAGAUACGGGACUGAUGUGUCAAGUCCUCUUGGAGGUGUCUAGCCCUCUCUUUUUUACCAUGACAUCAGGCCCUUGAUCUGCUGCCAGUGCAGGAUGUAUCCCAGUCAGUGUUUCGGCUCCCCUCUGUGGAUGGAUUGUGGAGCUGGCACUGGGAAGGGCAGGUGGUUCACCUUAGGGAUGGUGUAAGGUACUUGUUGAGAAUGGUGUGAUGAUGCCACAGUGAUGGUGACUCCUUGAUCUACUUGAAAGGAUCUACUUGAUUCCUCCUCCCUGUAAACCUGGGGGCUGCCAUUGCCUGGAUAGUCACCUUUUGCCAAGCGAUACCAAAGCUUAGCAUCCCCUGUGUGCUGGUUUAAAAGAAAAACGCCCACAUUGUAGUUUGGUCUGAGACUGGCCAAUAAAACGACCAUCAGCCCUGUCAAACCUCAGCCCUGAAUGGAAAGGUGCAGUUAACUUUCAUGAUGUUUUUCGCGCUCCAGAAGUGUCUAAUACCUUAAGCAAGGCUCAACUCGUAAUUAGCCUGGGGAACUCAUUGCCACAAGGCAUUGUUGAGACCAAGAAUUUAGCAGGAUUCAAAAAAAGAUUGCACAUUAAUCUGGAUAAGGAGAAUAUGCAUAAUUAUGGUUUU